Molecule: messenger RNA, 1770 nt
Organism: Sparassis crispa
Lineage: Eukaryota; Fungi; Basidiomycota; Agaricomycetes; Polyporales; Sparassidaceae
Exons: 1
Coding region: 1-1770 (589 amino acids)
Source: RefSeq, a predicted model, not a curated record
AUGUCUCUCACUGCGCCCGGCUCCAGUUCUUCCUGUCGCAGGAGAGUACCUCGGGCUCACAGCUACUGCCCGGAGAUGCACAACCUAUGUUCUUCAACACCCAGCCUACAGUUCGACGUCCUUCCCACGGAGCAUGGCACUUCGUUUCCGGUGAUACCCAGCCCACCCGACAGCUCCUCUCCCAGCACCCCUCCACCUUUAACGUGCAAGAGCUCUGGUUCUUAUAUGCGAGGUGUAUUCUCCUACGAGGAAGUAAUAUCUUCCACUCCGAAACGUGCACGCGCUGUCUCUGUCUCAUCUACCGCACACAGUCCUACGUUACUCCCUAUCGGAAAGCGCCCAGCUGCGCAGUCAUUUGAAAACCCCAGGAAGGCGGAACGUGCAGCAAGGCUCGGUGUCGGGUUGGGAUUUACUGUCUCGGUUCCGUCGUUCAACGCAGAAACUGCCCGUACUGAACGAGCCAGAAGACGUCAUGCUAUCCACUUCCAUUCACAUGCUCAGUUCUCGGAAGCGCUCCGUGUUAUACUCGACUGCCAUGAAGGCGUAGUAUCGCAUAGCGACAGGAGGGACGGAGUGUCCGAGAGCAAUGAUGCAGAUGACGAACGGAACUACUUGUGGGGCACAGAUUCUGAAGCCGACGAUGCGCGCCACUACUACCCGGAAUGUGCAAAUAUGGCCGUCUCCCGCCAGUUAUCCGUCUCAGCUCUCACCGCAGCCUUCCCUUCACCCCCAUUGUCCCCUCCUGAUUUUCCUCUGUCGUUCUCUCAAGCUCCCAACGUAGAUCCGGAUGGUCCGCUACCACCUGCCCCCACUAUCCCCGCUUGCCGGACAGAAUUUGGGCCUAUAAACGACGAUUUCGGUGGCUACAGGAUGACAGUAAUCGACCCUGUAGAGAGCAUGGCAAGACUGGAGAUUAGUAUGACGCAGUUAGAAGCCUUCAAUCCUUUUCGCAGCGGAUGUGAUUCAUGGUUCACUGAUGAAAUACACAUGGGGCUAUGCUUAUCACCGGAGUACAAUGACGCCGUUUCGCCAAUUGUGCAGAGUACGCAGGGGGCAGUGAAUAAUGGAACUAAAGACGGGAAGGUGGAUGACGAAGACAGCAGGGGCGAUCCAUCUGACGAGGGACCAUUGUUAUCGGAGACCCCCGCGACGAUCGCGUCGACUUUCGCAGAGUAUGAAUGUGCAUCGUUCAUCUCUCAUUCAAGCAUCGAUUCGGCGACCAAUGGGCCACGGAAACGUCAAUCCAUCGUCAGUGUGGGACUGCUACCCAGCUUCGAUUUCGAGGGGACAGAUCUUCCAACGGCGACCAUUCACAAUCCGCCCCCCCGCUCCUCAUCUCUGGCAGGUCUGCGUCCACCUUCCUUGUCGAUCUUAUCUUCGCGGUCUACCCCUUCGUUACGUCUGGAUGUUAAAAUUUCCUCAUCCACGACGAAGACAACACCCUUCCUCUUCCGACCCGUCCGCCAGACUUGCACGCCGCUAUCUCCGUCUGAACCGACUCCCUCACUAUUCCCAUCUGUCAGUGCUUCUAUUCAGACGAUACAGAGCUCCACCUGUUUGCUCAGGGUGGUUCCGGAGACAGCGCUCGUAGCGCCGACGACACCGCCGCGAGAUCAUGCAGUGGAGACGCUGCGGUCGUUUAUGCACGUCACGCCAGAGCAGCAGCCAUCUCGCAUGAGCAAGCUCUGGAAUCGUGCAUGUUCUGGCAUGAGUGCUGGACUGAGGAAGGACAAGAGCGCAAAGUGGUUAAGAGGCAGUCACAUUGCAUAA